GAAACAGGAUUAGUUUUUUCUUAAAUGUAACAAAGGAUAGACAUUGUUUUAAAUUGUUAUGCGGGUUAUUCCAAAAUGCUACAGCUGCGAAUUGGGCCAUGUGUUUUCCAUAGUUACUGUAUACUUUUGGUAGCAAAAAGGUGUUAUUCAAAGCAAACCUGGUGUUAUGGAAAUUGUAAAGGCAUACCUUAUCAAAUACAUUAAUUGGAAUGAGGUUGUUUAUAGUCUUGAAUAUCGUGAUGAUUAGGUGAUAUUUAAGCAUAAGUGUUAACGGAAAAAUUUUAUAUUCCCGAAGGAGUGCAAGGGUGUUGGUGCGGAAAGUACUGAAGGUGAUUAACCGGACGGCUUGGUUCUGUAAAUGCUGCAAUGGAAGUAAAUGUGUGGGAUACGCAUUACCCCAGGAUGAUACACGGUGCGAUGGCGAAGCGAGCCAAGCAAGCCCAUUUCUCGGAUUCCGAGCAUUCUGAGAGCGAUGGGGGAUCAUCGUCGAACUCGAGCGAGGGGAAGCCAUUGUCAAAAGAAAGCAGCGUAGCAAAACUUGCCAUGAAAAAGCAACCGAAGAUGAUUGACACGAUCAUCGACGCAUUGGCCAAUUUUGAUGACCGGAAAGGUGCCACUCCCAUUUACAUCAAGAAAUUCAUACUUGGCAAGUACCCCGAAAUGGAUACUCAGCUUUUCAAGGCGAGAUUCAAAAGGACCUUCAUGAAGGCAAUCGAGAACCACGUACUGGUAAGGACAAAGGCAACGGAACACGCUGAAGGCAUGACCGGACGGGUCAAGCUGGCGACGAAGCCCCGCAAAAAAAUAACGUCUUCAGGUUCCUCGUCGGCAGAACUACCUUCAGCUCCAGGGCAGUCAUCGAACGCCGCAGGCAAGAAGGCUAAAGGGGGCGACGCCGACGCGAAGAAACUUACAACCGGCAAUGCGAAGGCCAAGAAGGGUGCUGCCGGCGAGGCGAAGGCCAAGAAGGGUGCUGCCGGCGAGGCGAAGGCCAAGAAGGGUGCUGCCGGCGAGGCGAAGGCCAAGAAGGGUGCUGCCGGCGAGGCGAAGGCCAAGAAGAGUGCUGCCGGCGAGGCGAAGGCCAAGAAGGGUGCUGCCGGCGAGGCGAAGGCCAAGAAGGGUGCUGCCGGCGAGGCAAAAGCCAAGAAGGGUGCUGCUGGCGAGGCAAAAGCCAAGAAGGGUGCUGCCGGCGAGGCAAAAGCCAAGAAGGGUGCUGCCGGCGAGGCGGGUGCUGCCGCCGAGGCGAAGGCCAAGAAGGGUGCUGCCGCCGAGGCGAAGGCCAAGAAGGGUGCUGCCGCCGAGGCGAAGGCCAAGAAGGGUGCUGCCGGCAAGGGAAAACCCUUGGACGCAAUCGAAGAAACCGUAGACGUGGAUGAUCGCUCCAGCGAAGGCGAGGAUGCGAACGAGCAUUCCAGCGAAGGCGAGGAGGCGAACGAGCAUUCCAGCGAAGGCGAGGAGGCGAACGAGCAUUCCAGCGAAGGCGAGGAGGCGAACGAGCAUUCCAGCGAAGGCGAGGAGGCGAACGAGCAUUCCAGCGAAGGCGAGGAGGCGAACGAGCAUUCCAGCGAAGGGGAGGAGGCGAUCGAGCACUUCAGCGAAGGGGAGCAGGCGAUCGAGCACUUCAGCGAAGGGGAGCAGGCGAUCGAGCACUUCAGCGAAGGGGAGGAGGCAGAGGAAAGUGCCACCGAAAACGAGGAGAAACGUGCCAGCGAAGGCGAGGAGGGGAAGCAUAGCGCCAGUGAAGGUGAAAUGGAGGAUCGCGCCAGCGAAAGCGAGGAGGAGUCGGCCGCCAUCACCUCCAAAAAGAGCAGAGAUGCCGAAACUAAUCCAGUCAGAGGUACCACUUCAAAGAUGACUUCGGGAGAGCAGCAACCUGCAAAGGUAGUCGGUCGCCGCAGAGCUGUGAACGCGGUCGAAAACUCAAACAUCGCGGGAAUUGAGUCUGAGACCGAACCAGCACGGCCCCGUCCAAGACCAGCUCGUCGAGGAAGGAAAUGAAAACUGAAAUAUUCAACCGCAUGCUCCACACCAUGUCAAGCUUUUAUUUGCAUGUUUUUAUCAUUGCGUAAUGACAAAUUUUAUGGAGUGGCGCGAAACGCUUGGUUCUGAAAUCGUUUGAAGCACAUCUAGCGGAAUGCACAUGUGGAUGGAAAAUAAAAGUUCAUUCACUACCUU
Molecule: messenger RNA, 2175 nt
Organism: Dermacentor silvarum
Lineage: Eukaryota; Metazoa; Arthropoda; Arachnida; Ixodida; Ixodidae
Exons: 5
Coding region: 367-1998 (543 amino acids)
Biological process (GO): nucleosome assembly
Cellular component (GO): nucleosome
Molecular function (GO): DNA binding
Source: RefSeq, a predicted model, not a curated record